Molecule: messenger RNA, 1110 nt
Organism: Penicillium argentinense
Lineage: Eukaryota; Fungi; Ascomycota; Eurotiomycetes; Eurotiales; Aspergillaceae
Product: NAD(P)-dependent alcohol dehydrogenase
Exons: 1
Coding region: 1-1110 (369 amino acids)
Biological process (GO): alcohol metabolic process
Molecular function (GO): alcohol dehydrogenase (NADP+) activity; zinc ion binding
Source: RefSeq, a predicted model, not a curated record
AUGUCCGAACAAGCGAAAACAUUCAACGGCUGGGUCGCCCACGACGCCACAAAUCCUCUGACAUUUACAACUUUCACGCCGAAGCCCUUCACAGAAACCGACGUCGAGAUCCGCGUCACACACUGCGGAAUCUGUGGGACAGAUGUGCAUACCCUCCGUUCCGGCUGGGCUCCAACCGACUAUCCCUGUGUCGUCGGCCACGAAAUCGUCGGAAUAGUGGAGCGCAUUGGAUCCAGUGUCCCGACUCUCGCUUCUUCAGUCGCAUCCCGAGAAAUCCAAGUUGGUGAUCGCGUCGGCGUUGGUGCGCAGAGUGGCUCUUGUCUUAAGGCGGAUUGUGACGCCUGCGCGGAUGGCCAGGAGAGCUAUUGUACCCGCAUGACCGGAACCUAUAACGGGCGUUAUGCGGAUAAGAGUAAAUCGUAUGGAGGAUUUGCCGAGCGAUGGCGUGGACCGGCGCAUUUCGUCUUCAAGAUUCCGGAUGCUCUGCCCUCGGCUGAGGCGGCGCCUUUGCUUUGUGGCGGUGUGACUGUUUUCGCGCCGCUGAAGAAGUAUGGUGUUGGCCCUGGAAAGAAGGUCGGGAUUAUUGGUAUUGGAGGAUUGGGCCAUGUCGGUGUUCUGUUCGCGAAGGCGCUGGGAGCUGAUCGCGUCGUAGCGAUCUCACGAUCAUCGAGCAAGAAGGCGGAUGCCAUCCAGGGUCUUGGUGCGGAUGCUUUCAUUGCAACCGGGGAAGAAAAGGGGUGGGCGAAGACUCAUUCUCGAUCUCUGGAUGUGAUUAUUUCGACUGUUUCGGGUCCGGAUAUGCCGCUUGCCCAGUAUUUGCGACUUCUGAAGAGGGAAGGUGUUUUUGUGCAGGUUGGCGCGCCCGAAGACCCUUUGCCCCCUUUAGCUGCUUUCUCGUUGAUCCAAAAAGGGGUUAAGAUUACUGGUUCCAAUAUUGGCUCGCCGGAGGAUAUUCGUCAGAUGUUGAGUUUGGCGGCGGAGAAGAGGGUGUUACCCUGGAUUCAGCAGAGGCCGAUGGAGGAUGUGAAUGCCGCCCUGGUCGAUAUGCAUGAUGGAAAGGCGAGGUAUCGGUAUGUGCUGCAGAACGGGGCGAAGCAGGCUAAAUUGUGA